AUGCAGCCACAAAGCGUGUGCGAGAGUAACGGGUUCUUUGACAUCUGCUCGGCUUUGCCUGGGCUUCUGGCAAAGCACUUGAACAAGGAUGGGGAGCACCUGCAUCCAUUCGAAGGCGACGAGGGUCUCAUGAAUGGCUCGUGGCUGGAUCCAUUGGACCCGGAUGUUUUCGAGAAGUGGCCCGAUGCGAGACGUGCAACGCCAUACGUGGCUGUGGUGGAGCGGGGUGAGACAAUAGUGGCGCCGAAAGGCUGGUGGCACUAUGCCGUGUCGCUAGACACCUCGGUGACGAUUAUGAGGAAUUUCUACAGCACGAGCAACCAGUGGGACCUGAUCCAGCGAAAGGAUAGCGGGCUGGCAGGUGCUAUUGCAACACAUGUUCUCCGGAAGCAGCCCAAGCUCAAGAAUCAGCCCGACUCGGUCAUUAACGAUAUCGCGACCAAGACGGUUCACAAGCUUCGUGAAACCUUCAUCGAGAAUCGCCGGAAAGCGGCACAGCAAGGAUCCGCGUAG
Symbiodinium sp. CCMP2592 is the source of this 513-nucleotide messenger RNA. NCBI's taxonomy places the organism in Eukaryota, Dinophyceae, Suessiales, Symbiodiniaceae. The record is from the annotation of a GenBank genome assembly.